Saprolegnia diclina VS20 is the source of this 985-nucleotide messenger RNA. RefSeq lists its product as hypothetical. The transcript is spliced from 3 exons. Gene Ontology annotation, cellular component: nucleus. Gene Ontology annotation, molecular function: transcription coregulator activity; RNA binding. Bases 60 to 914 code for a protein of 284 amino acids. The record is from RefSeq and is a predicted model, not a curated record. NCBI's taxonomy places the organism in Eukaryota, Oomycota, Saprolegniomycetes, Saprolegniales, Saprolegniaceae. Gene Ontology annotation, biological process: regulation of DNA-templated transcription.
CAAUCAAUCCACUGGAAAAGCCUCAAAACGCUGUGUGGUGGUGACAACGGAAUUCCACGAUGCAGCGCGGACGCAGCCACGAGCGCCGGGACCGGUCGCGGGACCGCGGGCGCAACUACGACAAGCCCCGUGACCGCUCCAGAGACCGGCGAGACCGCUCCGGCGAGCGCAGGGACAGAGACCGCUCCGGCGACCGGUCGCGUGCCAACGACCGCUCGCGCGACGACCGACCCCGUGACAACGACCGCCCACGCGAUGGGGACCGCCCGCGCGAUAGCCGCUCGGGCGAUCGUCCUCGGGACCAUGAUCGGCCUCGUGAUGACCGCGCGGGUGACCGGCCGCGUGAGAACGACCGGCCACGCGAGAGCGAGCGACCGCGCGACAUGGGCAACCACAGCAAAUAUGGCUCGUCGCGCGACGACAACGGGUACGAAGAAGACGACUACCAACCACCGCAGGAGUCGACGGGACCGUGGGACUCCAAGGCCGAAGCUGAGAAGGACCCGAACUGGGCUCGCAUCUACGUCACGAACUUGCCGGCGGGCACGACCGUCGAUGAACUGCAAGGGAUCUUUGGCGGUCUCGGCGUCAUUGCCAAGGAGAAGCAGAAGCGCGGCUACAAGGACCAAUGGCCCUGGAAGAUCAAGAUCUACACAAACGACGAUGGGACGCAAAAGGGCGAUGCUGUCAUCACGUACGAAGACAGCAACGCGGCGCGCUCGGCGCCCGGCUUCUUCAACGGCAGCGACAUUCGUGGUAACACGAUCACGGUCGAGCUUGCUGGUAAGCCAGAGCCGCCUGUCGGUGGCUGGAUGGGCGGCCCCGGCGGUGGUCGUGGCGGCGGUCGUGGUGGUGGCGGCGGUGGUCGAUACGGCGGCGGCGGUGGUGGUGGCAGUCGCUACCGACCGUACUAGUCGCGCCCCGACAACUUCACUACCACAGAUGAUACGAAUAACGCCAAUACCCAUGUCUCCUAUCGUGCCCG